Cyprinus carpio (common carp) is the source of this 4072-nucleotide messenger RNA. Its product is annotated as F-box/LRR-repeat protein 3-like. Gene Ontology annotation, biological process: entrainment of circadian clock by photoperiod; G2/M transition of mitotic cell cycle; regulation of cell cycle. The record is from RefSeq and is a predicted model, not a curated record. NCBI's taxonomy places the organism in Eukaryota, Metazoa, Chordata, Actinopteri, Cypriniformes, Cyprinidae. Gene Ontology annotation, molecular function: protein binding. Gene Ontology annotation, cellular component: SCF ubiquitin ligase complex; nucleus; cytosol.
GAAGGGGUCGGCUUUCUGAGCCGCCGUGCGCCCCCUGGAGGAAGAGUCCGGUAACACGCCGCUCACGCGCGACAACAACACCGCCAUUUUCAGCGCUGGAGGGAGGCGGGGACGCCGAAAUCUCCCGCGGUACGGAGCGCAGCGAGAAGUAGGUCAACCAGCAACAUCUCCGAGACGUACGCGCGCAGACUCCCGUGAAAACAACAACAACGUAACACGACAGAAAUUCACCCGAUUCGUCUUCAAUGCGUGUCCUCCGCGCCGCUCGGAUGUGUUCAGGUUCCGGUCCGGGCUGACAUUCAGACGACUAACAGCGAUUUUGCUUAUUUUUCAUCGGUUUGCGUGCGAGCUGAAGGGAGACGACAUGAGUAACACGCAAAACAGCUCUCUCAGGCCCCCGAGAAUGAAAAGGAGGUUGAGCAGAGACCGUGAGGACAGGCCCUCAUCCUGCAAGGGGCCGGCGGACUCCUGUAAGAGGGUCAGACAGCCCGCGGAGGACUCUGGAGAUGUGCUGCCCGACUGGGCUCGACUGCCACAGGAGAUGCUGCUCCACAUCUUCCAGUACCUGCCUCUCCUCGAUCGCGCCUUCGCCUCGCAGGUCUGCCGCGGCUGGAACGAGGCCUUCCACAUGCCCGAGCUCUGGAGGUGCUUUGAGUUUGAGCUCAACCAGCCCGCCAGCUCUUACCUGAAGGCCACUCAUCCGGACCUAAUAAAGCAGAUCAUAAAGAGGCACUCCAAUCACUUACAGUACGUCAGCUUUAAGGUGGACAGCAGUACAGAGUCAGCGGAGGCUGCGUGUGACAUCCUGUCUCAGCUGGUCAACUGCUCUCUGAAGACGCUCGGGCUGAUCUCCACUGCACGGCCGAGCUUCAUGGAGCUGCCGAAGUCGCACUUCAUCUCUGCUCUCACCGUGGUGUUUGUCAACUCCAAGUCUCUGUCGUCUCUGAAGAUUGACGACACGCCGGUGGAUGAUCCUUCGCUCAAGGUGCUGGUGGCCAACAACAGCGACACACUCAAGCUGUUGAAGAUGAGCAGCUGCCCACAUGUUUCUCCUGCAGGUAUUCUGUGCGUCGCUGAUCAGUGUCACGGUCUGAGAGAGCUGGCUCUGAACUAUCACUUACUGAGCGACGAGCUGCUGCUGGCGCUGUCCUCCGAGAAGCACGUGCACCUCGAGCAUCUGCGCAUAGACGUGGUGAGCGAGAACCCCGGCCAGCAGUUCCACACCAUCAAGAAGAGCAGCUGGGACGCCAUGGUGCGCCAUUCACCCAAAUUCAACCUGGUCAUGUACUUCUUCCUGUACGAGGAUGAGUUCGGGCCCUUUUUCCGCGACGAGAUCCCCGUUACGCACCUCUACUUCGGCCGCUCGGUCAGUAAAGAGGUCCUGGGCCGCGUGGGCAUGAACUGUCCGCGUCUGGUGGAGCUGGUGGUGUGUGCCAACGGUCUGCGGCCGCUGGACGAGGAGCUGAUCCGUAUCGCCGAGCGCUGCCAGCACCUGUCGGCCAUCGGACUGGGCGAGUGCGAGGUCUCCUGCAGCGCUUUCGUGGAGUUCGUGAAGAUGUGUGGCCGCCGUCUCUCUCAGCUCUCCAUCAUGGAGGAGGUGCUCAUCCCAGACCACAAAUACAGCCUGGACGAGAUCCACUGGGAAGUGUCCAAGCACCUCGGGCGCGUUUGGUUUCCAGAUAUGAUGCCCACCUGGUGAAAUGUGUUCAGAAGACCAUAAACAGUAAUCAGACUUUGGUAAUAUUGACUCAGCGUUUUACAUAGAUUUGAUUUGAGAUGUAUAUUCCCGCACUGCUAUAAUGAAUGAAUGUGGACUGUUGUAAAGGGAUGAAAAUGUUAUUUACGCACCCUUAAGACCUUUCAAAUAUUUAUGAUCAUCUUCUGUAGAACACAAAAGAAGAUAUUUUGGAGAAUGGUGAAGAAAAAAAAAAAUAGCAUUUACAUUUUUGAGUAAGCCAUUUCUUGAAUGGCAUGUCUUAUAAAAAAUCUCAUAACAUUUUACCUUAUUAUUAAAACUCAAAACAUUAUAAUUAUACUGAAUUAGAUGUUGCAUCAAAAAGAGAUGAAGCCCAUUUAAGGACCAUUAAUAUUUUUUUACCAUAAAUAACAAUUAAGUAUUUUCUCCUGUCAUUCUCAAUAUCAUUAUCAUUAUUGUUUGAUUUAUUAAUCCCAUUAGAUUCUCAUUACUGUAAUAAAGUAAUUGUUACAGUUCUGUUGUCAUUUAAUCAGCAUAAAGGCACUAUGAUCUAUAUUUAAUACUGUCAGGAUCUAAAUAUUUUACAAUUUAGAUCACAAUGCAAAAAGUAAAGAAAAUUAAGCUCAUUUGUAUUUUUGAUUUUUGAGGUGUAGUAUAACCUGGACGUUUUGUAAGAUUUACUAAUUCAUCUUUUUGGAAGCGUUCCUCUUGACAUUUCCUUUAUGAAACUAAAUCAAGGAUUGCUGUACAUGCCACAUCAUGUAUAUACUGUAUGUUACACUUUCAGAUUAUUUUGCGGGGGGAAAAAAAGUUUAAUUUAGAAAAGAAACAGAAAACUUUUAUUUAGAUGCAUAUAUUCAUUAUUCUUUAUUUAGAUGAAUGGGCUCUCUGUGUCUGUUUUGUCUUCGGUGGCUCAACAUUGUACCAUGUCUCAUGUAAAUGCAUGUCCAGGGGGAUGUUGCAACCCGUCCCAGCAUCUCUGGUUUUGAUUAUACUGUCUGAUCUGUAGCUGGUCUGUGUAGCAGGAUAAAUCAGGAAUCUUCAGCAGUGGCAUGAAAAGCCACAACACUAGUGAGAGUGGUUUUCCCUCACUAACUAGUCGCCUCUUAUCAUGUUCACCCCCACAAAUAUAAGUUUAAAAGAAGAGCACAUCCAUCUGGGUUGGGCUUUUGGUUUAUGUACGGUAGAUAGUGAACUAUAUUUUACGUGACUCAAACAUUUUGCAUUACGUACGUUUGGUAUUACAGUGCUUUUGUAUGCGCCUCAUACCAAAUUGAAAUCUUUCUUUCUGGUGGUUGCUCAUAUUGUGGUGCAGCAGGGAAGAGGGUGCAGAAGAAUAGUAAUAACAGCAUAUUUUCAAGGUCUUCGGUAUGUCAGAGAGGAAGGAAAUUAAAGGAUCAGUGUUUUGGAAGAAAAUAGUAAAAGAACGAAGCGUUGAUUGGUUUCUAAUUUCUAUUUGAUUGCAUGAAGAAUGUGGUGCUAUGACGAACUGAAUUGGAUACGACCGUGUAAUGAAUGCUGCGUUAACAUGCGCCCCUUGGUUUCAGUCCAGUAUGAUUCAGUACUGGAGUGAAGCAGUGAAAACCUUUUCCUUUAAGAAGGAAGUCCCACGUGUCUGUAUAUAAAAUGCUGUGUGUUUGAUAUAAAUAGAAAUACUUAUUUCUCGCGCACCCUCUGUGGAGGUUUGAAGUGUGUCUGUGCUGAUCUCUUUCAGACGAGUGGGAAUUACUCCUUGAUGGAUCUUUGUAUCCUUGUGAUUAGAGAUGCUCAUCAGUGUAAUUUAUUGAUAUACUUCUUACUGUUAUCAAUCUGCUUGUAUUGGUUGUUUAGCUUUAAGAUGCUCCUUGUUGAUUUAUAUGCAUAUUAUAUCAUUUAUAAAAAGUCAAUAGCAUGUCAUAGUUUUUCUUUGCCCAUUAUCCAGAAUUAAAGCUGGUUUAGCUUUUGCAAAUUAAAUUAAGUAAACAUCUAAAUUAAGUAAACUGAGGUUCCUGCCAGCAUUUGAAAGUGAAAUAUUCUUGAAAAUACCCGAGCUAGGCUUUAGUCAAUGCAUAGCUUGCCAAUUUGAAACACAAAAAAACCUUUAAGACUGACUUUCUGGAAAUGCAAGCUGAGCAUUACAUCAACUCAAUGUUAACCAGAGCAUUGGAAAUUAGAAAAAUGUACAAAAAGCAUUAAACCCAGUGUUUAUGUAUUUGAUUUUUUCUGAAGUGAGCAUAUUGAUGGAAAAGCAUCACAUUUCUUUUGUGUUGUAAAAACAUCAACAUUGUCUUUAAUUGAAAUAAGGGUGAAUAAAGGUGGAAAAAUUGUGUGGAUGUUUUGCAGAUCAUUUAUUCAUAAAUGUGUUGUACAGCAACAACAAUAAAACAUUGAAGAUGA